AUGUUUUAAUGAGAAAAAUACAUAUAAACCAGUACCAACACAAUAUAAAUUUAAGCCUUGGAUAAACUUCAGUCAUGCUGGUUGUUAUUGUUAGGCCUUCAUGCGAUACGGUUAUCAAAUUGGGAUAAAAAUUCAAAGUUCGGGUGACAUUUCUUUUCGAGUUUAUUCAAAACACGAAGAAAAAAGGGCGAGGGUGGUAUUGUGUAAACUGGAACCCAGCGAUUGUUUAACUCGUGUGCGUCAAACAGGUUGUGGCCAAAUAAGAUGUUUUUUCGAGUUGUGUUUUUGGUUGUGUUGUAUCCUAUGUUGUCUAAAAGUCAAUCAAGCAUGAAUACUGUGGUUGCUACAACAACAACGGGGAGUGUAGAAGGAGUGUCCACGUCUAUAAAUAACAUGUUUCUUCAAAGUUUCUAUGGAAUUCCUUAUGCUGAACCCCCAGAAAGAUUCAAGAAACCAACACCAGUAAAAUCUUGGGUAGGCACAAAAGACUGCACACAACCAGGAGGAAAAAUAUGCAGCCAAGCUAUAGUUCCAGAGUUAGCAGGCUUUCUUCCAAGUACAGAUGUCAGUGAAGACUGUCUUUUACUAGAUGUAUUCGUUCCGGUAUCAAAUACAAAAAUUAUCACCAAAAAAGCAGUAGUUAUAUGGUUUGCAGGAGACAACUUCGAGUUUGGCCAGAGAGGACUUCAACCAACGUCAGAUUUAGUUUUGUACGGUGACGUGAUUAACGUAGUUGUAGCGUUUCGAUUAGGUGUUUUUGGAUUCCUUUCAACUGGUGAUUCUUUUAUUCCUGGAAAUUUUGGAUUAUGGGAUCAGAAAAUGGCAAUAGAAUGGAUAAAAGCAAAUAUAAAUGCCUUUGGAGGCGAUUCUGAUCAAAUCACACUUGCAGGAUUCGGUGCCGGUGCAGUAUCUGCCACUCUACAAGCACAUCAUAAAUUAAAUGACGGAAAUUUUCAAAGACUUUUGAUUUAUUCCGAUGUUUCUCAUUUGUAUGGAAAUGUCGUUGGGGAAAACUUUGACUUCAUAAUGUCAAUUGCGAGAGCUUUAACAAGAGCUUUAUGUCCAAGCAAUUCAAAAUUUAGGUUGCAAUCUAAGGAAAUUUAUGACUGUUUAACUUCUAAAACUGAAGCAGAAUUAAUAAGUGAGACAAAAACAGCAGUGGAUACCGCGAAUGGGUUUUCUAAAUUGAAACUUGAAUUUGAUUUUCGACCAGUUUUUGAUAACGAUUUUAUUAAAGAUCUUUACUUUACAGAGAUCCUACCCGUUGAUCUAUUGACAACAGUAUCUGAAAACGAACAUGCACUUAAGGUUUACGAACAGCUAAUUCCUUAUCAAACACAAUACAAUUUUGACAUAACAAAGAACAUUCCGAAAUCCGUUCUUUGCGAUGUUGUUGUCCCAACCAUUGCUGAGUCUCAUUUGCCACCAGAAAAUAAACAGCAGAUGAUAAAUAACAUAUGCAAUCGAUACACCUCAAGUGACGUCACAGAACAAAGCCGUAAUGUUUUAAGAUUAAUUGGAGAUUUUUAUAAUUAUGUACCAAUUUCGGAGCUGAUGUACGAUCAUACCGACUAUAAUCUCGGUGAAAAUAAUUAUCUUUGCCUUUGGUCUCAAAAAUCGCCACUGGAUGAUAUACUCACAAGUUUGACCUGGAUGGACGGAACUGUCCAAAAUGACGCACUUGUAUAUUUACUAGCAAUUAAAUCUUAUCAAACGAUUGAUCCAGCUGCUAUUUCACAAGAACUUAUAGCAUUUGCAGAAUCCACUAUACAAAUGUACAGUAACUUCAUCAAAACAGGAAACCCAAAUUCUAACGCACAAAUAUGGCCACCAUACACUGCAGACGAUGAAGAAUAUAUCCAAAUGAAGCUACAGCCAACCACAGGUUCUUUUCUAUUCGAGGACAGGGUGUAUUACUGGCUUAAUGAAGAAUAUCUUUAUCUUUCACCGGUACCAACCGACUCAAUAGAACAACCACUACAAACAUUACAACCAGUAAAAACGACAGUACUAUCUAAAAAAACAACAGCAAAAACAGCGACAACAACACCAACAUCAACACCAUCAAAACAACUAUCAAAAACUACAAAACAACCACUUGUUCUUCCAAAAUUAGAUGUAGCAACCAUCGCACCGGACCCUGUGAAUGCAUCUGUUACAAUUAGAUUCAGUCUGGUAAAGGGUAUUCUGUUAAUAAUCCAGAUUGUUCUAUUAUAUAAAUCCUGAAUAAACCAUUUGUCUUUA
Molecule: messenger RNA, 2244 nt
Organism: Mytilus trossulus (common blue mussel)
Lineage: Eukaryota; Metazoa; Mollusca; Bivalvia; Mytilida; Mytilidae
Product: cocaine esterase-like
Exons: 4
Coding region: 265-2226 (653 amino acids)
Source: RefSeq, a predicted model, not a curated record